Diospyros lotus (date-plum) is the source of this 4319-nucleotide messenger RNA. RefSeq lists its product as uncharacterized. The transcript is spliced from 3 exons. Gene Ontology annotation, biological process: regulation of defense response to fungus. Bases 394 to 3783 code for a protein of 1129 amino acids. The record is from RefSeq and is a predicted model, not a curated record. Lineage: Eukaryota; Viridiplantae; Streptophyta; Magnoliopsida; Ericales; Ebenaceae.
CACUGUAGAGAGAGAGAGAAAGAGGGCUCUUCUAUAUAUAUAUAUAUAUAUAGAGAGAGAGAGAGAGAGAGUUAUCAUCCGUCAUCUCUGACUUACUGGAGACUUUCGGUUUUCGGGUUGGGGCUUCCAAGCCGCUUUGUGGACAAGAUAUCUUUUUUUAGAAUUUUCUUCCGCAGAGAGAUUUUGAUAUUGCGCAAGAUCAUACAUAGCGAAGACUUUGCGACGGAGAAAAGGAUUUCCACGAACUUCUCUCUCUCUCUCUCCGUUCUUGCAAGAAAUUGGGAGCCUCCUAGCCUUCAACACGGGCACUGUUCAUGCCAUUUACUAUUGUUCUUAGUUUUAGGACUAUCAUAGUAUAUGAUUGCAGCCAAAUAGCCUGACAACCGUAAGAAUAUGAGCACUCAGUUGACUACAAAUUCCCGACUUGUGAGAUGCCCCAUCUGUCGUGUGCUUCUGACAGAGUCGGAAAACGUUCCCGUGUACCGAUGUGGUGGAUGUAACACAAUUCUCAAAGCCAAAAGGAAAAGAAAUGGCACCAAGGACAGAGAAUCAAACAAACAAGGAAUGGACACCACCCAAAAAAAAGUGUCAGGGCCUUGUUCUGAAGUCACGAACUCUCUAAGAUCAAAUCAAGAGGAAACACUUACUCCUACUGGAGAAAUGCCAUUGGACAAACACGGUGGAAGUGAUCAAAAUGAAAUUGAAAAGGAUAUCCAUAGGCAGCAAUCUCCAGAUGUUAACUUUUCCAGUGAACUUUCUUCACAGCUCAAAUGCCAGGGGAAUGGAGGAGGGUCGCCAAAAGCCAAGGAAGAAAUAGAAGCUGAACAAGAUGAAUGUGCUGCGGAUGAAAAAUAUGGAAGCAAUCAAAACAAAUCUGGACACUGCAAUGUGAAUCAGCGUGGAGGUGUAAUUUUGGCCAAUGAAGUUGCUUCAUCAACGGGUCUUAAUCAGCCUGAGAGUGAGGAACCUUCACCAGGAUCUGGAGCUCAUCGUGAAGUGGAUGAGAAUUGUUUGGAGGAAAAUAAUAAAUGGAAUCAAAAUGAAUAUGGACAUUUCCCUGGGAAGCAAACUGGAGUUCCAGGCUAUUCUGAUGAAGUUGCUUCAUCAAGAGAACUUCAUCAUUGCAGGGAGGAGACCUUUCCAGUCGGUGGAUCUCUUUGCGAAUUGGACGAAAAUAGGAAUUGUUUAGAACAAGACAACGAAACAGAGCAAAUUGAAUCCGGAGAUUGCAAGAGGGAGUGGCCUGGAGAUGUAAAACUUUCAGAUGAAGUUUCUUCAUCGACUGAGCUUACUUGUCAGGAAAUUGAGGACUUAUCACCAAUGGUUGGAACAAUUACAGAAUUGGACAAGAACCCGAAGAGUUGUUUCAUACCAGGAAGUUCCCCUGAUAAUGCAAGAGAACAAAUUGAAUUUGAAGAUUUCAAGGAGGAGUGGCCCGGAAAUCUAAAACUUCCAAAUGAAGUUUCUUCAUCAUCUGAGCUUACUUGUCAGGAAAUUGAAGACUCAGCUCCAGGCGGAACAAAUACUGGAUUGAAUGACAACCCGAAGAGUUGUUUCAUGCCUGGAGAUGAACUUUCAUCAUCAACUGAACUUACUAGUCCGGAAAUUGAAGAGUCAUCUCCAAUGGUUGGAACAAAUACUGGAUUGAAUGAGAACUACAAGAGUUGUUUCAUAUCUGGAAGUUCCACUGAUCAUGAAAGAGAGCAAAUUGAAUUUGAAGAUUGCAAGAGGGAGUGUCCUGAAGAUGUGAAACUUUUGAAUGAAGUUUCUUCAUCGACUGAGCUUACAUGUCAGGAAAUUGAAGACUCAUCUCCAAUGGUUCCAACGGUUGGAACAAAUACAGGAUUGGACAAGAACUUGAAAAGUUGUUCCAUAUCUGGAAGUUCCACUGCUAAAGACCUGCUGGUUCUUGACAUGAUGGAUUCAGAAAACACCGCUCAGAGGUCAUCUGGUGAAAGUAUUAUAACAGAUAAUCUUAUGUCUCCUCACAUUGAACAGCCGGAGCAGUCUGAGAAAAGAACGUCCACCAGUGCUUUAGACCAUAUGAGAUCCGGUGAUGCUUCCGAUAAUAUUGCAAUAACCAAUCCAUUGUCUGGAUUCAGUGCCACGCUCCAAGAUUUGCCUAAAUCUCCUACCACCCGGAGCAGUAAUGCUUAUGAUGGCAGUGUCUCUUCCUAUGAUGGGACUGAUGAUCAAAUCCCUCGCAAACAUCUUCAUCUAUCGAGCAGACAAGUUAUGAAGGCUGGGUAUUUGGAUGCCAGAAUGACGCCGAGAUCCAGAAGGGGGGAGCUUACGCCUAAGAUUACCAGUGGUCACGCAGAAAAGCAGCAUAAUGCUUGGGCCGCCUCAUCAAUUUCAUUGGAAAACAAGAAACAUGCCAUGAAAGGCAGAAAAUGGAAUCGGGAUGACUUUCUGGAAGCCAGGAGACAUGCCCAUACCAUUAGGAGCAGAAUGAAUUUUGAGACACACGAACAUCUGCCUAGGGUGCCCCUUCAUUUAAGAAGUCCCUUAGUUGACUAUGAAAACGGGAACCCUUCAAGUUAUGGAAGGAGUGCGUUCGUUUGCAGUACAAGCCUUCAUCCUCCUAACGCAACUGAGUACCCUGAACAGGAGAAAAUGGAACUGUUAAAGAUGGUUUAUGAAUUGCAGGAUCAGCUUAAAAAAGUACUUAUUUCAAAAGAGAAGGCAAAUGGAAGAUAUCCUGGAGUUACUGGAAAGGGAAAGCAGGUACCGUCUUACUACACCAGCCUAUCACCAGAGUCGGAAAUGAUGUAUGAUGGCUUGUGUUGUGCUAACUAUCCUAGAAGAUGCCACCAUGGAAAAUUUUGCCCCUGUCAAAGUCGAACCUCACUACAACCUUUCUCAGCAGAGGCCACAAUUGGCAGGUGCCAAGGGGAACACUCCUGUUUUCAUUGCCGUCCACAAGAUUGGCGGUAUUCAGCACCACUGCCUCCGCACAAUGUCUAUAUGAAAAGCCACUGCACUACCCACCCCAGUCCAAGAUAUCACAGUCUCUACGCCUAUAGUCCAUCGAGCCCCCGACACUAUGUAGGGUCUGAAUGUUCCUUACAGAGCUACGAUGCUAGGUCUGAUAAUCAUUCUCACAUGCAUCACGAGGAGAAGGGAUAUUACGAGGAGAGACAUAACUUAGUGAAGAGACAUGUCAGACCCGUCUCAGGUGGAGCCCCAUUCAUUGUCUGUUACCAUUGCGGGGAGCUGCUGCAUCUACCUGCAGAUUCUCUCCUCUUCAACAGGAGAUACCAUCAACUGAAGUGCGGUGUUUGCUCGCGUGUACUGAAGUUUUCAUUUCAAAAUAGGGCUCGUAUAGUUCCAUAUACUGAGUACACUCCAAGCGCUAGAGCUCCUCCACCUAGUGAGGUUGAUUACCCCGGUGAUGCUGCCAAUGGAGGGGCGUUGGCGUCAGCAUCUUAUGUUCCAAAUGCAGAUCUGGUCUCGUGCUCAGAUGAUUAUGGGUCAUCAUUCUGCAAAAGUGGCUCCACUGAGGGGGAGAUCUCUGCUGCACUGCCAUCCCACACCCACGAAACCUAUUCUAAUGAUCGAAGGAUAUCAUCUUGUAGUUCUUUGGAUCAUAUAAAAGAGAGAAAGCGGCCCGUGUUCAGAGAGUCUUUAAACAGAUACUGGGAUCCUGUGCAAACAUUUGAUGGGCCUUCCUCAUCCAAGGCGGGUAAAUUAUCCUCAGAGAUUGAGGAAUUGCCUAGAGCAAGUUCGCCACUUUAUAGGCUCAUGGAAUAUUCCUCCCCAAGAGAAGUGAUGAAUAGCUGACGAGUUACACAAUAGAACAAAAGACUCAGGUGCAGAAACUCGUACAUUCUGGGGACUAUCCUGGGAUUCUUAAUUUGUAUACUUGGAAAACUUUUGCCGAGGCUGUGGAUUAUUAAUGUAUAUAGUGAUGCAACGAAUUUUCCUGGAGGAACAUUAGAAUGGCAACAUUGGUUAGCUCAUUAUUGAGGAAUGUAGAGUGAUGGUCGAGUAAAUGAAGGCCCAAUUAAAGAGUGAACUUUCAGAAAAUUGGAUUGGGUUAAGUCUGAUGCCAAGUCCCGGUUCCUUGUUCUUCACAUUGUGUACAGACCAAAGAAAAACAGGUUACUUUCAGAGCAAGGGAGACGCCGAACCCGAUUGUUGUUGUAUGAUUUACUUAUUGGUGUCCAUUGCACCCACCGGGAUGUAAAAAACUGCUCUGUUUUUGACACAGCCUUUCCCAUCUAAAGUGAAUUAUUCUCCUAGUGUUGUGUUUGUUAUUGACACCAAAAGAAGCCACCAAGCUUAAGGUUUCCAUCUACUACCAUUCUUAUUCUUUU